Molecule: messenger RNA, 2761 nt
Organism: Magnolia sinica
Lineage: Eukaryota; Viridiplantae; Streptophyta; Magnoliopsida; Magnoliales; Magnoliaceae
Product: probable galactinol--sucrose galactosyltransferase 2
Exons: 15
Coding region: 207-2534 (775 amino acids)
Molecular function (GO): raffinose alpha-galactosidase activity
Source: RefSeq, a predicted model, not a curated record
UGAUCAGUCGUUUCUGUUCGUAACUUUGAGCUAAAAAGAAAGGCAUUCCCUUGGAACUCACUCCUCCUGAGUCUGUUUUCGUUUUUCUAGGGUUGUCUUUCUCUCUCACUCACUCUUCCGUCUCUUUCUUUCGUUUUCGGUCUCUUUGAUUGGUAAGAGCCGCUUUUGCUUCUCCAGCAAGAGGUUCUAAGGAAGAAGGCACGAAAAUGACAGUAACACCGAAGAUCUCGAUCAGCGAUGGAAACCUGGUGGUUCACGGGAAGACUAUACUGACGGGCGUGCCUGAUAACAUCGGACUGACGCCUGGCUCAGGCGUCGGGCUCGUCGCGGGUGCUUUCAUUGGCGCCACUGAGUCCGAUAGCAAAAGCCUUCACGUCUUUCCCAUGGGUACCUUGGAGGGCCUUCGAUUCAUGUGCUGCUUCCGCUUCAAGCUAUGGUGGAUGACGCAGAGGAUGGGAACGUGCGGGAAUGAGGUCCCCUUGGAAACCCAGUUCAUGCUUAUCGAGAGCAAAGACGGGACGGAGGGCGUCGAUGACGACGGAGAGGCUUCCACCAUCUACACGGUCUUCCUUCCGCUCUUGGAGGGGCAUUUCCGUGCCGCUCUCCAAGGAAACGAGAGGAACGAGAUCGAGAUUUGUCUCGAGAGCGGAGACGCAGCUGUUCAGACCAACCAAGGAAUGUAUCUGGUCUACAUACAUGCAGGCACCAAUCCCUUCGAAGUCAUCACACAAGCGGUCAAGGCCGUAGAAAAGCACUUGCAAACGUUCCUCCACCUCGAAAAGAAAAAGUUGCCUUCUUUUGUUGACUGGUUUGGCUGGUGCACGUGGGACGCUUUCUACACGGACGUCACCGCCGAGGGCGUGGAUGAAGGCCUCAAAAGCCUAUCGGAGGGAGGAACUCCACCGCGUUUCUUGAUAAUCGACGAUGGGUGGCAAGAGAUCGGCAGCGAAGUCAAGGAUUCCAACUGCGUCGUUCAAGAAGGAGCACAGUUUGCUAACAGACUAACUGGAAUAAAAGAGAACUCCAAGUUCCAGAAGAAUGGAAGGAACGAUGACCAGGUUCCCGGCCUCAAACUGGUUGUGGACGAAGCUAAGCAACAGCACAACGUCAAGUACGUGUAUGUAUGGCACGCCCUAGCAGGCUAUUGGGGUGGGGUGAAACCUGCCGCAUCCGGCAUGGAGCACUACGACUCCGCCUUGGCCUACCCCGUGUCGUCUCCUGGUGUAAUGGGGAACCAGCCUGAUUUAGUCAUGGAAAGCCUGACCGUCCAUGGCCUCGGGUUGGUGCACCCCAAGAAGGUCUAUAACUUUUACAACGAGCUCCAUGCCUACCUGGCCUCCUGCGGCAUCGAUGGCGUCAAGGUUGACAGCCAAAACAUCAUUGAGACCCUCGGUGCAGGCCAUGGUGGCCGCGUUGCCCUCACCCGCAGCUACAUCCAGGCCCUUGAGGCCUCCGUCUCUCGUAACUUCCCAGACAACGGCUGCAUUGCGUGCAUGUGCCACAACACCGAUGGCAUAUACAGUGCCAAGCAAACGGCUAUCGUGAGGGCUUCGGAUGACUUCUACCCAAGAGACCCAGCUUCUCACACCAUCCACAUCUCUUCAGUGGCGUAUAACACCCUCUUCCUCGGUGAAUUCAUGCAGCCUGACUGGGACAUGUUCCACAGCCUACACCCAGCUGCCGAAUAUCACGGCGCUGCUCGUGCUGUUGGUGGGUGCCCAAUAUAUGUAAGUGACAAACCAGGCAACCAUAACUUCGAGCUGUUGAAGAAGCUGGUUCUCCCCGAUGGAUCAGUUCUUCGAGCCCAACUCCCUGGCAGGCCUACGCGUGACAGCCUCUUUGCCGACCCGGCAAGAGAUGGAACCAGUCUGCUAAAAGUAUGGAAUGUGAACAAAUGUUCCGGCAUGGUGGGUGUGUUCAAUUGCCAAGGUGCUGGGUGGUGCAAGGUUGCCAAGAAGACACUUAUCCAUGACACAGCGCCUGGUACCCUCACCGGCACUGUCCGUGCUCGUGAUGUUGACCUCAUCAACCAAGUUGCGGGCCAGGACUGGAAUGGCCAAGUUGUUGUAUACGCCCAUAGAUCUGGGGAGGUGGUCCGGCUACCGAAGGGUGCUACACUGCCAGUGACACUCAAUGUUCUUGAAUAUGAACUUUUCCAUAUCUGCCCCCUCAAGGAGAUUACUUCCAACAUCUCCUUUGCUUCAAUUGGCCUGCUUGACAUGUUCAAUGCCAGUGGUGCUGUUGAUCAAUGUGACAUCCGGAUGGAAUCCACUGCCUCAGAGCCGUUCGAUGGUGAAGUCGCCUCUGAGCUGUCAAACGCUCUAAGUGAUAGCCGAUCACCGAUGGCAACAGUGGCUAUCUCAGUUCGUGGCUGCGGGCGAUUCGGUGCCUACUCAUCCCAGCGUCCGCUGAUAUGCACUGUGGAUUCUGUCAAGACGGAAUUCAACUACGAUUCGGCCACGGGAUUGGUGACUCUGACUAUCCCGGUCCCGGAUAAGGAAAUGUACAGAUGGUGUGUAGAAAUCCACGUUUGAGGGGGAAAAGGAAACAGCUAGUGAUGCUGUUGGGAAGGUGGUUUCCUGGAAGGCGAAAUUGGGGUUUUAGGGGGUGUAAGAGAAUUAGAUCUUGUGCUGGAUUUAGUGGUGCUUAUGGUAGAGAGACGAGGGAAGUAGUCCUUUUAACUGAAAUAACGACUUUGUAGUAGGCAUUGUAGCUCUUUGGUGUCGUUUUGCAAUAAAAGUACCAGUAUGUCUUAUGAAAA